AUGGCUGUUGUUCUACGAUAUGUAGACAACAAUGGACAUAUAAUUGAACGUUUUCUUGGCAUUCAACAUGUGCGAGAUACAACUGCUAGUUCACUCAAAGCAGCUAUUGAAGCUUUGUUUUCUAAACAUGGGCUAAGCAUAUCAAGAUUGCGUGGUCAGGGAUAUGAUGGAGCUAGUAACAUGCGAGGUGAAUUCAAUGGCUUGAAAGCACUUAUUCUAAAUAGCAAUCCAAGUGCAUAUUAUGUACAUUGUUUUGCUCACAAACUUCAAUUGACUCUUGUGGCUGUUACAAAGAAGCAUAAUGAAGUUAGAGAUGUCUUCAAUUUUAUUUCUAGCAUUAUAAACAUAGUUGGAGCAUCAUGCAAAAGGAUGAAGGUGAUUAGAGAAAAACAAUAUGCUAGAAUUAUUAAAGGACUUGAAAAUGGAGAAAUUUCUAGUGGACAAGGCUUGAAUCAAGAAAUUUCUCUUAGAAGGUAUGGUGAUACCCAUUGGGGCUCCCACUAUGUUACAAUUAUUCGUCUACUUGCAAUGUUUUCAUCAGUUCUUGAUGUGCUUGAGACUAUAAGGGAGGAUGAGAUGAACUCAGAACAGAGAACAGAAGCAAUCGUUUUAACAAAUAUUUUGGAAUCAUUUAAUUUUGUAUUCAUGCUUCAUUGUUUGAGAAGGAUACUAGCAGUUACUAAUGAGUUCUCACAAGCAUUACAAAGAAAAGAUCAUGACAUAGAAAAUGCAAUGAGUUUAUUGAAAACAUCAAAUGAACGAUUCAAAAUGAUGAGAGAGAAUGAUUGGGAAUCUUUACUGGAAGAAGUGUCAUCUUUUUGCAUCAAACAUGAUAUUAAAAUUCUAAACAUGGAUGAUGAGUACAAGCUUCAUGGGCGUUCAAGUACAAAGUUACUUCUUUGUGUGGCAUAUUUAAACUCAAGUGACUCUUUCUCUGCUUUCAACAAAGAAAAGCUUAUUCGCCUUGCUCUUUUUUAUCCAAGUGAAUUCUCUAUAGUGGACCUUAUGGUACUUGGUGAUCAACUUGAUACGUAUAUUAUUGAUCUACGUGGUGAUGAUGAGUUCUCUGGUAUUGAAGUUGCAACUGCUACAGUGGAGAUAGUUUUUUCUGCUAUGCAUAUUGUCAAGAGUAGAUUGCGGAAUAGGAUGGGAGAUAAGUGGAUGAAUGAUAGUUUGGUUGUAUACAUUGAGAAAGAUAUCUUCGAUAAGAUUGAUAAUGAAGCUAUUAUGAAGCGGUGCUUGUCUCAUGACAUGUACACUAAACAGACCGGAAUGAUGAUUCCAUAUGUAGAGAUCACAUAUGUUUAUGGAAAGGUUUCCGUGAUAGGUGCGUAA
Molecule: messenger RNA, 1335 nt
Organism: Populus trichocarpa (black cottonwood)
Lineage: Eukaryota; Viridiplantae; Streptophyta; Magnoliopsida; Malpighiales; Salicaceae
Exons: 4
Coding region: 1-1335 (444 amino acids)
Source: RefSeq, a predicted model, not a curated record